Molecule: messenger RNA, 5513 nt
Organism: Oncorhynchus kisutch (coho salmon)
Lineage: Eukaryota; Metazoa; Chordata; Actinopteri; Salmoniformes; Salmonidae
Product: MAP kinase-activated protein kinase 2
Exons: 10
Coding region: 695-1879 (394 amino acids)
Biological process (GO): protein phosphorylation
Molecular function (GO): ATP binding; protein kinase activity
Source: RefSeq, a predicted model, not a curated record
UUCACGACAACUUGGGAACUUUGAACUCGGAAAUCCCCAACAUGCGAAUUUCAUGGCAACUGGGAACUCGGAAAAAAAACAAGUUACGACUGGGAAAAGUCGUUUUUUAACAGUCAUCCAACUCGGAAAGUCUGGUAUUCCUUGAGCUCCAACUUUCCUAUCUAAAGAUCACCGAAGUCACGAUAUUACCUCGUUUUUUUCCGAGAACUCAGUAGUCUUGAACGCACCAUAACUAUUAUCGGAAAGUCGGUGAUUGUGAGUGUGCACUCUGGUGUCUUGAGUUUUUGUGUUUUCUUAAUUUAAGUCCGUUUGUGUUUUAAUCUUACACCGUAACGUGUUGAAAUAUAAUUUCGCAGUUAGUGCCAUAGUUGUUAUUUAACCUACACAAUUUGAAACGGCUUGAAAUCUGUUUGAAUCUACCUGGAAUAGGCGGACGGACCACCGAGAUGGAUUUCAGCUAACGUUAGCUUAGCCUAAAGCAGCUAACUAACCGGGCUAAUUUAUUUAGCCCCUUCAACCUGGACUAUAACGUUGUCGUGAACACCAUUUGUUUUUAGCGGACUUAUUUUCAAACUCGCUGUCCUUUUUUGUUGUUGUUGAGGAUCCAACUUCACUUUCGGAGGCCAACUACCUACCUGUAACCCAGGAAGGAGAGAAGGAAAGUGCUGUCAUUGUCUGGUUGAGCUGACCCAAUAUGUUGUCCAACACCGGGACCCAGCCUCUGUUCCCCCCGACCCAGGGCCCAGCUAACCCGGCGGGCCAACCUAACCCGCCCCCUUCGGGUCACCUCUCACAGUUUCAUGUGAAACCGACCCUUCAAAUCAAGAAGAACGCAAUAACGGACGAGUACAAAGUGACCAGUCAGGUACUGGGACACGGCAUCAACGGAAGGGUGCUGGAGAUCUUCCACAAGAAAAGCGGAGACAAAUACGCCCUCAAGAUGCUGCAGGACUGUGCGAAGGCUCGGAGGGAGGUGGAUCUUCACUGUAGGGCGUCGCCCUGUUCCACCAUCGUACGCAUCGUGGACGUCUUUGAAAACCUCUACCAGGGCAGGAAGUGUCUGCUCAUAGUCAUGGAAUGCAUGGAUGGGGGAGAGCUGUUCAAUCGUAUCCAGGACAGAGGAGACCAGGCCUUCACAGAGAGAGAGGCCUCUGAUAUCAUGAAGAGUAUAGGAGAGGCCAUUCAGUUCCUUCAUGCCAUCAACAUCGCUCACAGAGAUGUCAAGCCAGAGAACCUACUGUAUUUAUCUAAGAGGCCUAAUGCGCUGCUGAAACUGACAGACUUUGGUUUUGCUAAAGAGACCACCACACACAACUCACUGGUCACCCCUUGCUACACACCAUACUACGUUGCUCCAGAGGUGUUGGGACCAGAGAAGUAUGAUAAGUCAUGUGACAUGUGGUCGCUAGGUGUCAUCAUGUACAUCCUGUUAUGUGGUUAUCCACCGUUCUACUCUAACCAUGGUCUGGCCAUCUCUCCUGGGAUGAAGAAGAGAAUCAGGAUGGGACAGUACGAGUUUCCUAACCCAGAGUGGUCCGACGUAUCAGAAGAGGCCAAGCAGCUCAUCAGAACCCUGCUGAAGACCGAGCCCACGCAGAGGAUGACCAUCACCGAGUUCAUGAACCAUCCAUGGAUCAACUCGAUGGAGGUUCCCCAGAUUCCUCUCCACACCAGGCGAGUUCUGAUCGAGGACAGAGAUGCUUGGGAGGACCUCAGGGAGGAGAUGAAUAGCGCCUUAGCGACCAUGAGAGUGGACUAUGAGCAAGUCAAAAUCAAGACCAUUGAGGAGUCCUCCAAUCCCCUUCUGAUGAAGAGGAGGAAGAAAUUACAGCCCUCAGCCAAUCACACGGUCCCAAACACACAGAGACCUGCCCUAUGAGACAUAUAUACACACACACACAGGGAAACACCCACUCAUACACGUGUUGUAAAACAGAAGCAAUAAGGGUUAUCGACUCACUGGGGAGUGCAUGGAUUUUCUUAAAGCAUAGAAGUUUAUUUUUCAUGACCAGUUUUAAUGUUUUUAAAAAGCAUUUAUUUUGAUUAGUCAAUGUUUUUACCUUCAACCACUCUGCUACGUUCACCUUUUAAAACAACCAAGAGAUUAUGAGAAGAGAGGAGAAGAACGUAUGAGUCCAAUGUUUUUACCUAAUCAACCACUCUGCUACGUUCACCUUUUAAAACAACCAAGAGAUUAUGAGAAGAGAGGAGAAGAACGUAUGAGUCCAAUGUUUUUACCUAAUCAACCACUCUGCUACGUUCACCUUUUAAAACAACCAAGAGAUUAUGAGAAGAGAGGAGAAGAACGUAUGAGUCCAAUGUUUUUACCUAAUCAACCACUCUGCUACGUUCACCUUUUAAAACAACCAAGAGAUUAUGAGAAGAGAGGAGAAGAACAUAUGAGUCCAUGGUUUUUACCUAAUCAACCACUCUGCUACGUUCACCUUUUAAAACAACCAAGAGAUUAUGAGAAGAGAGGAGAAGAACGUAUGAGUCCAAUGUUUUUACCUAAUCAACCACUCUGCUACGUUCACCUUUUAAAACAACCAAGAGAUUAUGAGAAGAGAGGAGAAGAACGUAUGAGUCCAUGGUUUUUACCUAAUCAACCACUCUGCUACGUUCACCUUUUAAAACAACCAAGAGAUUAUGAGAAGAGAGGAGAAGAACGUAUGAGUCCAAUGUUUUUACCUAAUCAACCACUCUGCUACGUUCACCUUUUAAAACAACCAAGAGAUUAUGAGAAGAGAGGAGAAGAACGUAUGAGUCCAAUGUUUUUACCUAAUCAACCACUCUGCUACGUUCACCUUUUAAAACAACCAAGAGAUUAUGAGAAGAGAGGAGAAGAACGUAUGAGUCCAAUGUUUUUACCUAAUCAACCACUCUGCUACGUUCACCUUUUAAAACAACCAAGAGAUUAUGAGAAGAGAGGAGAAGAACGUAUGAGUCCAUGGUUUUUACCUAAUCAACCACUCUGCUACGUUCACCUUUUAAAACAACCAAGAGAUUAUGAGAAGAGAGGAGAAGAACGUAUGAGUCCAAUGUUUUUACCUAAUCAACCACUCUGCUACGUUCACCUUUUAAAACAACCAAGAGAUUAUGAGAAGAGAGGAGAAGAACGUAUGAGUCCAAUGUUUUUACCUAAUCAACCACUCUGCUACGUUCACCUUUUAAAACAACCAAGAGAUUAUGAGAAGAGAGGAGAAGAACGUAUGAGUCCAUGGUUUUACCUAAUCAACCACUCUGCUACGUUCACCUUUUAAAACAACCAAGAGAUUAUGAGAAGAGAGGAGAAGAACGUAUGAGUCCAAUGUUUUUACCUAAUCAACCACUCUGCUACGUUCACCUUUUAAAACAACCAAGAGAUUAUGAGAAGAGAGGAGAAGAACAUAUGAGUCCAUGGUUUUUACCUAAUCAACCACUCUGCUACGUUCACCUUUUAAAACAACCAAGAGAUUAUGAGAAGAGAGGAGAAGAACAUAUGAGUCCAUGGUUUUUACCUAAUCAACCACUCUGCUACGUUCACCUUUUAAAACAACCAAGAGAUUAUGAGAAGAGAGGAGAAGAACGUAUGAGUCCAAUGUUUUUACCUAAUCAACCACUCUGCUACGUUCACCUUUUAAAACAACCAAGAGAUUAUGAGAAGAGAGGAGAAGAACGUAUGAGUCCAUGGUUUUACCUAAUCAACCACUCUGCUACGUUCACCUUUUAAAACAACCAAGAGAUUAUGAGAAGAGAGGAGAAGAACGUAUGAGUCCAAUGUUUUUACCUAAUCAACCACUCUGCUACGUUCACCUUUUAAAACAACCAAGAGAUUAUGAGAAGAGAGGAGAAGAACGUAUGAGUCCAUGGUUUUUACCUAAUCAACCACUCUGCUACGUUCACCUUUUAAAACAACCAAGAGAUUAUGAGAAGAGAGGAGAAGAACGUAUGAGUCCAUGGUUUUUACCUAAUCAACCACUCUGCUACGUUCACCUUUUAAAACAACCAAGAGAUUAUGAGAAGAGAGGAGAAGAACGUAUGAGUCCAUGGUUUUUACCUAAUCAACCACUCUGCUACGUUCACCUUUUAAAACAACCAAGAGAUUAUGAGAAGAGAGGAGAAGAACGUAUGAGUCCAUGGUUUUACCUAAUCAACCACUCUGCUACGUUCACCUUUUAAAACAACCAAGAGAUUAUGAGAAGAGAGGAGAAGAACGUAUGAGUCCAUGGUUUUACCUAAUCAACCACUCUGCUACGUUCACCUUUUAAAACAACCAAGAGAUUAUGAGAAGAGAGGAGAAGAACGUAUGAGUCCAUGGUUUUACCUAAUCAACCACUCUGCUACGUUCACCUUUUAAAACAACCAAGAGAUUAUGAGAAGAGAGGAGAAGAACGUAUGAGUCCAUGGUUUUACCUAAUCAACCACUCUGCUACGUUCACCUUUUAAAACAACCAAGAGAUUAUGAGAAGAGAGGAGAAGAACGUAUGAGUCCAUGGUUUUACCUAAUCAACCACUCUGCUACGUUCACCUUUUAAAACAACCAAGAGAUUAUGAGAAGAGAGGAGAAGAACGUAUGAGUCCAUGGUUUUACCUAAUCAACCACUCUGCUACGUUCACCUUUUAAAACAACCAAGAGAUUAUGAGAAGAGAGGAGAAGAACGUAUGAGUCCAUGGUUUUUCCCUAAUCAACCACUCUGCUACGUUCACCUUUUAAAACAACCAAGAGAUUAUGAGAAGAGAGGAGAAGAACGUAUGAGUCCAUGGUUUUUCCAAAUGACUAAAUCCAAACAGACUUCCCUGUAUCAGUUAGUGAUAGAUUAACAAACCAUGUGUGUUAUUGAAAUGGCUUGUGGGAAUGUAAACGCACACUUACACAUCGAGGUCUGUGACGUCACGGCCCGGCCACGUCCCAUUCAGAGACAUAUGAAGUCGUCGUCGUCGUCGUCCCCCCGGCUACGUCUCAUUCAGAGACCUAUGAAGUCUCCCCCCCCUGCCACGUCCCAUUCAGAGACAUAUGAAGUCAUGCCCCGGCCACGUCCCAUUCAGAGACAUAUGAAGUCAUGCCCCGGCCACGUCCCAUUCAGAGACAUAUGAAGUCACGCCCCAUUCAUGAACCACUUUCCCACAGUACAAGGUGAAUAGUUGAGUACAGUUCACUUGGCCUCAGUCACCCAUCUCGCUGGCUUUCAUCCAAAGUCCUUAACCACUUCCCUCUAUCCCCUAUGCACUUGUGGAGAGCUGAUAUGCCCAGUGUACAAGUGUUUAAGGGCAGAGACAAGGCAGCCAUGUUUCAUAAUGGAAUGCAGCCAGAGGCCAUUUCAGCCUGAUGCUGUUCUCUAGGGGUUUGUAGUCUUUCUAGUCUUUUCAGUUGUAGUUCUUAUCCUGGCUGUUACAAUGUUAAGAAUCACUUUCUGCUCAGACUUUGUACUGUGUGAAUGCUAUGCAGAGGGCUUCACCCCAAAACUACCUUCUACAUCAUUUUGAUACUGCUUUGAUUUUGUGUAUAAAUAUAGUGUUGCAGAAUCUUAUUGUCA